Molecule: messenger RNA, 2217 nt
Organism: Miscanthus lutarioriparius
Lineage: Eukaryota; Viridiplantae; Streptophyta; Magnoliopsida; Poales; Poaceae
Source: the annotation of a GenBank genome assembly
AUGGCGCUCCUAUUCUACAGCAGGGCUGCGGCGGCCGGCGGUGGCGCACCAGACUAUAACUUCACCAUUACAACCUUUCCGCUGCUGCUGAACAAGACGGGAUGCACCACGCCGGCCGCCACGCUGGUGGCCAACUUCACGGUGUCCAGCGACCUGCGCAGCACCGAGAGGCUCAUGGUGACCACCUCGGUGCUCAUGACCAUGCUCGGCGCGGCUCUCUUCGUGCUCUGCAUCCUGGUGCGCCUCUCCGGGCGGCACCGCGGCCACUCGACCGCGACGCGCAUCUUCUUCCGCGCCUCCUUCGCGCUCUUCCUGCCCCUCAUGUCCUACAUGUACUCCCAGGCCCGCUCCAAGGACGCCCCCGCGCGCGCCGACCUCAUCCUCCUCUGGAUGCUCCUCGUCGAGCUCCUCCGCAAGAAGGUGUACGCCAUGGUGGCCCCCGAGGGCGACGCCUUCGCGCGCGGCGUCGGGCGCUACUCCUUCUUCGACGCCGUCGAGGAGGCUGCGCGCAUGGUGUGGAUCGGCUACCUCAUCUACUCGAAUGAACAACACGAUCGCGGAGCCGUCCUCAACUCCUUCUUCGUCAUCCUCUGGAUCUUCAGCGUCGCCAAGCUCUGCAAGCGGGCCACCUGCAUCGAGCUCGCCAAGCGCUCCUUCGACCUCGCCAAGAACGCCAGCCUCGUCUCCGGCUACAUGGCGCACCUCGUCCGUGCCAGACAGCAGCAUCUCGUUGAGCCAGCUGGAUCGCGAGGAGGCGCCCUGCGGUUUCCGGCCCCGGAGAUCGACAACAUCCUCGCCCGCCAGCGUGACCACCGACACGAUGACGUGCUUGUGGAGACGGUGGAGGUGGCGGUGACCGCGACGACGAAGCUGGUCCGCGUGUGCGACGUCUGGCAGCUCGCCGAGAGUGACCCAGUGUUCCGGUACCACGAGCGGCGUAAGCACAGGCUGCAGGACACGUGCCUGGGCCUGGCCCUCUUCAAGCUGCUCCGCCGAAGGAUGGAGGGCCACGCCAUGGUGGAGGCCUGCACGGAACAGGCGCGCGACCUCGUGCGCUACGGCAUCCUCGAGGUGCUCGGCGCGGAGCGGGCCUUCGACGUGGUGGAGCAGGAGCUCACGUUCCUGGACGAGUACUACCAGGCCAUCAUCCCGCUGGCGCUGCCCAAUCCCAAGCUCUUCGCUGCCAACUUCGCCUUCUCCAUCCUCUUCAUCCUCUUCUACUGCGUCGCCGUGCUGCUCGUCACCGGCAACGGCCACAUAUUCCACGUCCUGGCGUCCCUCUUCCGCGGCCUCGUGGCACUGUCCGCCGACAUGGUCCUCCAGUACAGGUGCUUCGUCCACCAGGCGUCGUUCCUCAUCGCCAUGGUGCUCUCCUCCUCCGACCUCAUCAUCACUUUCCUGCUGACGUUCACCCUCUUCACCGUCGAGACCUACGAGUUCGUGCAGUACCUGCUCUCCGACUGGCACCUCGCGUCGGUGCUCUGCAACUACGCCACCAAACCGGCCCUGCGGAAGCGCCCCGGCGUCCGCAAAGCCGUCAAGGCUGCCCUGUGGAUCAAGAAACGCUCCCGCCCCGUCAUCAAGAUGCACCAGUUCACCCUCCUCAAGUUCCACCAGCUCCAUCCGCGCCGGGUCUGGGUGCUGCUCUCCCGCCUGCUGAAGAGGCGCCUUGUCGGCCUCCCCGAUGUAGCCGUCACCACCGAGGCCAAGAAGGCCAUCGUCGAGGUCCUCAAGCUCGUCCUUGACCGCGCCGUCGACGGCCAGGGAGGACAAUUCAGCAAUGGCAGGGAGGCGUUGCGGCGCCGCAGCAAUGGCGCUUUGGGAUUCGAGCAGCUCGAGUGGGCGUGCGACGAGGCCGGGGGCGCCGCCACGGUGAUCCUGGUGUGGCACCUGGCGACGACGCUGCUCGAGGCGAGGGACGACACGGAGGAGCACCCGCUGCCGCCCGCAGGCGAGGCGGCCGUGACGCUGUCGAGGUACUGCGCGUACCUGGUGGCCUACGAGCCGGGGCUCCUGCCGGACGACCAGUCGUGGACAGAGAAGGCUUACAGGGGCAUCAGGGCGGAGAUCGACGGCUUCUUCCGGGGUUGCCUCACCACCACGAAACGCCGGGACCGAGGCCUCGGGGAAUCCACGGCGAUGGAGAAGGGCGUGAUGCUGGCCAAGGAGCUUGAGCGUGCGACCGUCAGCUGCACGUCGGCGCACGUGGGUAGUUGA